Messenger RNA from Aplosporella prunicola CBS 121167, 594 nucleotides. RefSeq lists its product as uncharacterized. NCBI's taxonomy places the organism in Eukaryota, Fungi, Ascomycota, Dothideomycetes, Botryosphaeriales, Aplosporellaceae. The transcript has a single exon. The coding region runs from base 46 to 438 and encodes 130 amino acids. The record is from RefSeq and is a predicted model, not a curated record. Gene Ontology annotation, biological process: polyketide metabolic process.
CGCCUUUGAAAAUCUACAGGUCCUUUCAUCGAAAACACUUCAACCAUGGAUGCAGCAGACCUGGAAAGCCGCUACAGAGGCUACAUCGCCUGCCUGAACUCACGCCGCUGGGACGACCUGCACAACUUUGUCAACGACUCAGUAACCUACAAUAAUGCACCAAAGACGCGCGCCGAGUACGCCGACAUGAUUUCUGCUGACGUCGCUGCGGCGGACGAGCUGGUUUUUGACGUGAAGCUGCUGGUGGUGAGCGGAAACACCGUUGCUUGUCGAUUGGAGUUUGAAUGUACGCCGAUAAAAAUGUUUCUUGGCCUCAAACCAACGGGGAAGAGGGUUGUGUUUGCGGAGAAUGUGUUUUAUCGGUUUGCGGAAGGGAAGAUUGCGGAGGUCUGGUCGCUUAUUGAUCGCGAGGCUGUGAGGGAGCAGCUGAGUGGAUGAGUUUGAGAUGUUGCAAUUGUUCGCUGAAAAUGCUUUCUCUUACAUUAAUUACCACUAGAGACCACCUUCUUUUUCACUUUCGACCUCAGCAGAGAUUCAAGUGGAGUAAAACUCUGGUAUAAUAACAAACAGGCAUAUGAAAUCUUUAAGCGCCCC